Scatophagus argus is the source of this 2450-nucleotide messenger RNA. It is a transcript of the gene stmn2b, whose product is annotated as stathmin 2b. Gene Ontology annotation, cellular component: cytoplasm; growth cone; neuron projection. Gene Ontology annotation, molecular function: tubulin binding. The coding region runs from base 151 to 690 and encodes 179 amino acids. The transcript is spliced from 5 exons. Gene Ontology annotation, biological process: regulation of microtubule polymerization or depolymerization; neuron projection development; microtubule depolymerization. NCBI's taxonomy places the organism in Eukaryota, Metazoa, Chordata, Actinopteri, Scatophagidae. The record is from RefSeq and is a predicted model, not a curated record.
GACUUGACGCAGUUUAUCACAGACCACCAGGCGCACCGGCAGCCCCCGUCUCUGCUGACUCAGUGCCUUACCAGCAGUCCUUUCACUCCGAGAUACAGCUACAGCAUCCAGCUGCCGACGCACACUCCUCCAGCCAGCCACCCUACAGAAAUGGCUAAGACCGCAAUUGCUUACAAAGAGAAGAUGAAGGAGAUCUCAGUUCUCUCACUCAUCUGCUCUUGUCUGUACCCUGAGAACCGCAAAAACAUCAUGGGUGACUUUGAAGACAUGGACAUCAAGCCCAUUAACAAGCGGGCCUCAGGCCAGGCCUUUGAGGUUAUCCUGAAGCCGUCCUCCCCUGUGUCUGAUGUUGCCCACUGCAUCACCCGCCCCCCAAAGAGGGACCUUUCCCUGGAGGACAUCCAGAAGAAACUGGAUGCAGCUGAGGACCGGAGGAGAUCCCUGGAGGCGCAGAUGCUUCUGGCCCUGGCUGAGAAGCGGGACCAUGAACGCGAUGUGCUGCUCAAGGCCAUGGAGGAGAACAGCAACUUCAGCCGCAUGGCCGAGGAGAAGCUCCAGCUGAAGAUGGAGCAGAUUGAGGAGAACCGGAUGGCUUACUUGACCGCCAUGAUGGAGCGCCUGCAGGAGAGGGAGAUGCAUGCUCAGCAGGUGCGCAGGAACAAGGAGUUGAGAGAGGAAGUGACGGCGUGAGAAGCCCCAACAGGUUCUUUGUCCCACCCCCAAACCUCCCACCACCACCCUGACCCUGAAGAACACCCCUUUCCACACCUUUUCCCACAUGUCCCCACCUCUCCAGCUCCCUGCCAUACUCCCCCCAUACUACUAUAAAAUUACCACAGCCUGAGACAGUGGGAGGUUCAAAUGGGGUUGGGGGUGGACAAAAUAAAAGCAAAAAUAGUAAUAAAAAAAGAAAGAUUAAUGUCUCCCACCCACUCUUCCCAAAAAAGAAUGUUUUUGCUCUGUUUCAGAUGAAAAGAAAAAAAUCAAAUUGACAAGCGUGUGGGUAUUGGUUUUUGUAAAUACUUCUUUUUUUUGUUAUAUACAGUGCGAUACAAGCAGCAGAAGUAUUGAUUGCAGUGUGCCAUUUUUCUAUCUAAGUUUCCUCUCCUUGCAUAUAUAUAUAUGGAUGUAAUGAUUUGUUCAUUUUUAUGUUCAUUUCAGCCUGAGAAUCAUUUCGGGCGUAGGUGUUUGUUGUGAGUUUGCCAGCUAGCUGAUGUUUGCUGUGACUGGCUGCGUCCUCACAAGGCCCGCAUCCUGGCUCUGUUCCCUUGUCCCUUCAAGUGGCCACUCACUCAUUUGACCCUGCAGAUCUGGAAACAAAAUUGGAUCUCUGUUUGGUUGGAGUGAUUUUCCAUCCAGUUUAUGCCAAUGUUCCAAUUAGUGAGGGACAUGUGCAGGAAAGUUGGCAGAAGAAAACGGAGGCAGUUUGCUUUCUGUGGGGACUGCAAGCCAUCGCUGCACAUCCACUCCUGUGAGUUAGAUGGUGACUGUAUCACAGGAGAACACUAUAGCAUUUAAUGAGCCCAUCCACAUCCUCCUCCCCUCCGUCUGCAACCUCUCCAUCUUUCCACAUGCAUACAUACAUACAUCCUGUAGAAGCACUCACUCACACGCUCUCCAUGUGGGCAUUUAGCCAAUCAUAGCACAGAGCUCAGUAGGAGCUUGCUAUAUUCUGUCCAUCUGGCACCAGAAAGCUCACAUAACAUCCCUGACCAAUUGCGGGCAUCUUAUAGUCCUCAGAAACACGCUUCCAAUCACAUUUCCAAUCAAGCUUGACAGUAAUAUACAACACAGUUGAGGUUGAAAUGCAUCUGAAGAAUGCUGGAGAGUGACAGACUACACCUGAGAUCAGACUGUGAAUCUUACACUGGGGUAACCACAAAUAAAUCCCACCUAUCUCCGUUUCAUAGAGGCUAGAGUAGUGCUCAGCAUCAUCAGCGCCUACUGGAAUCAUUGCACUUCACUCCAAGACACUGUAAAUGCCACUGAGAGUCUGGCACAAGAAAGAUAUUGAAGCCAUAACAGGUAUCGCUGCAACAAUGAUUCAUGAACACAGUAUUGCCAUCUGUAAAGGUGUAUAUGAGUGUAUUAAAGUAUCCAAAUAGUUUGUAACCAGGGGUGUUGAAGCCUGAGGUUGAACCCUGUUGGUCACACACGCAUGGUAGGCCCAUAGAAGUGUGUGAGAGAGUGUGUGUGCGUGUAUUUCAGAAAGGGCGGGUAGAUACGUGAAUGUUUGUGCCAUGUGAUAUUGCCCCGGUGAAGUGUAAACCAACACCAUCACAGUGUGUAACAGCUGUCACAACUACACCACAGACAGUGACUAUCCUACCUGCCUCUCUCUCUCUCUUUCUCUCCUCUGUCCAUUUGUGCGUUUCCCCCUCUCCACAUAUAUCUUUGUGAGCAAGCAGUGGUUAAUAAAGAUUUGGGGUUCAGUGAAUGAAUCUGGCUUU